Messenger RNA from Arabis nemorensis, 1491 nucleotides. The record is from the annotation of a GenBank genome assembly. NCBI's taxonomy places the organism in Eukaryota, Viridiplantae, Streptophyta, Magnoliopsida, Brassicales, Brassicaceae.
AUGCAGAAGCGGAGAAUCAUCACAGUGAAUCCAUCAACGUCUAUUGAGAUGAGAGAAUACAACAAUGAUGAGGUUCCUUAUGCUAAUGUUGUCGGCGAUGAUGAUGAUGAACAGACUCAAUCGCCUAAAGCUACCGAUAAGAUUCGGAAAGUUUCGAUGUUGCCACUCAUUUUCUUGAUAUUCUAUGAAGUCUCAGGAGGUCCUUUUGGUGUUGAGGAUAGUGUGAAUGCAGCUGGACCAUUGUUAGCUCUUUUAGGGUUUGUGAUUUUCCCUUUUAUCUGGAGUAUUCCUGAGGCUUUGAUCACUGCAGAGAUGGGCACAAUGUUUCCCGAGAACGGCGGUUAUGUCGUGUGGGUCUCCUCUGCUUUAGGACCCUUUUGGGGGUUUCAGCAAGGUUGGAUGAAAUGGCUGAGUGGUGUUAUCGAUAACGCGUUGUAUCCUGUUCUUUUUCUUGAUUAUUUGAAAUCCGGUAUCCCGGCUUUAGGUAGCGGUUUGCCGAGAGUUGCAUCGAUCUUGGCGUUGACGAUUCUGCUUACGUAUCUGAACUACAGGGGAUUGACUAUAGUAGGAUGGGUUGCUGUGCUUAUGGGGGUUUUCUCGAUCCUUCCGUUUGCUGUGAUGGGUUUGAUUUCGAUUCCACGGCUAGAGCCUUCGAGAUGGCUUGUGAUGGACUUAGGGAAUAUAAAUUGGAAUUUGUAUCUAAACACGCUUUUCUGGAAUCUAAACUAUUGGGAUUCGAUCAGUACGCUAGCUGGUGAAGUGGAAAACCCGAACAAGACGCUUCCAAAGGCUUUGUAUUAUGGCGUGAUCUUAGUUGCACUUUCUUACAUCUUCCCUCUUUUGACUGGAAUCGGGGCAAUCCCGCUGGAGCGUGAGCUAUGGACUGAUGGAUAUUUUUCUGAUGUGGCCAAAGCUCUCGGAGGAGCAUGGUUGAGAUGGUGGGUUCAAGCGGCUGCAGCCACAUCAAACAUGGGAAUGUUUAUAGCAGAGAUGAGUAGCGACUCUUUCCAACUUCUCGGAAUGGCUGAGCGCGGUAUGCUUCCCGAGUUUUUUGCCAAAAGGUCACGUUACGGAACACCUUUACUAGGUAUUCUGUUUUCGGCUUCAGGCGUUAUCCUCUUGUCUUGGCUAAGCUUUCAAGAGAUUGUAGCUGCAGAGAAUUUGCUUUACUGCGUUGGAAUGAUCUUGGAGUUUAUAGCAUUUGUUAGAAUGAGGAUGAAACACCCGGCUGCAUCAAGACCGUACAAGAUACCUAUCGGAACAACAGGUUCGAUCCUCAUGUGUGUUCCUCCAACCAUACUGAUCUGUGCUGUUGUUGCACUCUCGUCUGCUAAAGUGGCUGCAGUGAGCUUUGUGAUGAUGAUCAUCGGUUUCUUGAUGCAACCUUGUCUGAAUCAUAUGGAUCGAAAGAAAUGGCUCAAAUUCUCCGUAAGUUCUGACUUACCGGACCUUCAACAAGAGACUCGGGAAUACGAAACUCUGAUACGUUAG